Messenger RNA from Oldenlandia corymbosa var. corymbosa, 4081 nucleotides. The record is from the annotation of a GenBank genome assembly. NCBI's taxonomy places the organism in Eukaryota, Viridiplantae, Streptophyta, Magnoliopsida, Gentianales, Rubiaceae.
AGCAGUCCCCACAAUAAUAUUCUCUCACAGGUUGAUCUUGAUGGAAUCAAUAAAUAAGGAGAAUCCAACGCAAAAGGAACCAUCAAACUGUUCCUAUGAUUAUAAGGGUUCUGAUGAUGUUGUUGGUCAUGAUUUGAUCUCGGUUGAUCGGAUUAGCAAUCUACCUGAGUCGAUCAUUUGUCACAUUCUCUCUUUUCUUCCAACUGAAACCGUUUUUGCAACCAGUUUUUUGUCCAAAAGUUGGAGGCAUCACUGGACUAAAGUAACCGAUUUUCAUUUCGACAAUCGGUUUUGGCAUAGUGGAAGGAGGGCUUCUUCCAAUGUGCGUGGUUAUGAUGUUCAAAAGAUGAAUUUUGUAGACUUCGUCCAUAUGAUUUUGCAGAAUCACAGUGAUGAAGUCUCCAUCAAUAGAUUUCGUCUCAGAACAGUUGACCUCCUCCCAUUGCGAUCAACUUCUCUUCACACAUGGGUCAACACUGCGAUAUCUCGAAAUGUUCGUGUUCUUGAUUUGGAGAUUUUCUUCGAAAACGUUGAAUAUAACUCUGCUGCAACUAAGUUUCAAUUACCUGAUGCACUUUACACUUGCGGUACACUAGAAGUUUUGAGAUUGAGUGGGCGGUAUAUUUGCGUCAAACUCAUUCGUGAGGUUUGUCUUCCGAAACUUACUGAUUUGCUUCUGAAUUUAGUUACAUAUGAAUCGGAUGAGGCUGUUUGUAACCUUAUAUCUGGUUGUUCGAUCCUCCAAUCUCUGAAGAUUAUAAGGUUUCACAAUGAUAACGUGGUAAGUUGUAAAAUUUCUUCACCUUCACUAAAACAUCUUGUGUAUGCGCAUAAGAAGUGCGGAAAUCACUGUGAAUUUGAUGAUGAACUUUAUUUGAAGCUGAUGAUUGACACUCCUGCACUUGAAUACCUUUCCUUAAGAGAUCUCGAGUCGAAGGAAAUAAUUCUCGUUCAAGCCUUAAAGUCUUUGAAUGAAGUGAAGGCCAACAUCCAUUCUAAUCCACCAGAAUUAGUAGUUGGGUUGGUUCAAGGUUUUCAUCAUGUGAAGAUUAUGAAAUUAUCAGUCCAAAUCAUGGUGUCUCUUAUGUAUGCAACCAAAAAAAUGUCUGUGAAUUUCGCGAGAUUAACGAGAUUGGAUAUCUCGAUCGAUUGUUGUGAUCAUUUGAGUUGUCUGAUGCAUUUGAUCGAUUGUUGCUCGGCAUUGGAGGUGCUCACCGUUAUGAAUUUCCGGAAUCGCCGACAAAUUCGCAACCGGAGUUGGAUGAAUCCUGUUACUGUUCCCGGAUGCUUUAGUUCUAGUCUUAGACAAGUUUAUUAUUGGGGAUUUGAAGGGCUUGAGGAUGAGAUGGCCAUGUUUGAUUUCAUUGCAAAUCAUGCUUUAGUGCUGAAAAAAUUAGAUAUCAUACACCCUCGUAACUCUGGUCCUCAUCCCAAACAAGAAUUUAGCUUACUCAAGCAGAUGUUCUCUGGAGUAGGAAAUCUUCUUCCAAUAGGCGGGAUGAAGUUUGUAGAGUUUGUUAACAUGGUUUUGCAGAAUCAGGGUGCUGGACUCUCCAUCCACAGGUUUCGUCUCGAACUAGAAAACUUAAAAUUCGAUUCUGAUUGUCUUCAUACAUGGCUUAACACUGCUAUUGCCCGAAAUCUUCGAGUCUUUGAUUUGGAUGUUGUCUCUAAUUAUUGUUCGUAUGCCGAUGAUAAAUAUGUGUCAGAGUUACCAGGUUCACUCUACACUUGUGGGACACUUGAAGUGUUGAAAUUGAGUCGGCCUGUGCUUAAGAGUCUUGCUUACAGACAUAAUGGAUGGCACAGUGGAUCGAAUGUUGAUCUUCAACAUGAGCUGAAAAUCGAUACACCUGCCCUCGAGUGUCUGUCACUCGUACAGAUGUGUCCCGAGUCAAAGGAGAUCAUAUCUCUGCAACCCUUAACUUCUCUGAAUAAAGUGAAUGUUAGGCUACAAGAAACGACUGUUGGCUUCAUUCAAGCUCUUGAAUGUGUGAAGUUUAUGAAAUUAUCAUUCGGAACCGUGGCUAAUUUUAGUGGAGACUCUAGGAAACUCUCAGCUAGGUUUGAGAGACUAACCGAGUUGGUUGUCGAGAUUGACCGCUCUGACCAAUUGAACUAUCUCAUGGAUUUGAUCGAGUUUUGUACUGCGUUAGAGAUACUGAGCAUCCGCACUUCCAAUGGACGAUUUGACGACGGGUGUUGUAGGGAACCUAUUAUUGUUCCCAGAUGCUUGCUUUCCAGUCUCUCAGAAGUUUAUUAUCGGGGAUUUGAAGGCCGAGAAAUAGAGAUGGCCAUGUUUAAGUUCAUUUCAAGUCAUGCUUUAGUGAUGAAAAGACUUGAUAUAUUCCCUUUUGGCUGGCUUGGUUAUCAUGAAAAAGAAAUUAGUUUACUAAAGGAGAUGUUCAAGUCCAAGGCGUCUCUCAUUCUUAACAUCUCAAGUUCUCAUUCUCUCAUUCUUAAGAUCUCUAGAUAUACAAUAGUUAGAUUGAUGUUUCUGGGAUUGUUAAGUUUUGUUGGGGAACACAAUGCAAAUGAACUUUCUAUCCGGAGACUUGAAGUGCAUUUUGGUUCCAACAGUGUAAAUGAAGUUCCUGUAGAAAACGCUGAGGCAUCCAGAACGCAGAGACUUAACUCAAUGGAAGGAAAGAACGGCGAGAAUGUCACCCAAAACCUGCAAAGGUUUGCUGAUGAUAGUGAUGUGAUACCAGUUGAUCGGAUUAGCGAUUUACCCGAAUCAAUCAUCUGCCACAUCCUCUCCUUUCUUACCACAAAACAGGUCCUAGCAACUAGGUUUUUGUCCAAAAGUUGGAGCCGUCAUUGGACUAAAGUCGCCGACUUUGAUUUUAGUGAUGGAUUGUGGUAUGAUGAAGACAGAUUUCCUUACAGGGGCCACAAGCGUCCUGAUGAUGUUCGCGGUAAGGGUUUCGAAGAAUAUGUUUCUAUGGUUUUGGUCAAUCACUGUGAUGAAAUCCCCAUCAAUGGGUUUCGCCUCUCUGUUCAUAACCCGAAAUUUCAUCUCCAUAUCAACCCAUGGGUCAGUGCUGCAAUAGCCCGACAAAUUCGAGUUCUUGAUUUGUGGUUGGAUUGGUAUCAUGUUGAUCCCUGGGAUUUGCAUAAGUUUCAGCUACCUGGUGAACUCUAUACUUGCGGUACAUUACAAGCUCUGAAAUUACGAGGAUCAGCUAUUAGCCUUAAAGUAAGUCGAUUGGUUUGUCUUCCAAAACUUAGAGAUUUGGAACUAAUAUGGAUUAGGUAUGACUCGGAUGAUUCUUUGAGCAACCUAAUCUCUGGUUCUCCAGUCCUCCAAUCUCUGAAAAUAGACAGGUUUCGGCCUGAUAACAUGGUGGUUUGUAGAAUAUCUUCCGCUUCAUUAAAACAUCUUGAGUACGCACAUUCUCGUUACGACUCUGCUAUUCGAUUCAGAGUGGAAAUUGAUACACCUGCACUCGAGUAUCUACGCUUUGAAGGUCUUGAGCAAAACGAAGUAUUUUCUUUCCAAAGGUUGACAUCUCUGAAUGAAUUAAAUCUCGAAUCCCUUCUUUUUCCACACGAAUCGGUUGUUGGGAUCAUUCCAGCUUUUGAUCGCGUGAAGACUAUGAAAAUAUCAAGCAGAGCUAUAUCAACUCUUUUUGGAGCCACCCCUAACAAACCGUUGGCAAGAUUUCAGAGACUGGCCAGUUUGCUCAUCAACGUUGACUUCGAAGAUGAAUUGAGUUGUGUGACGGAGUUGAUUCACUGUUGUCCCGCAUUAGAGGUCCUCUUCAUUGUGAACUGCAGAAUUGACGAACAAAUUCACAACAGUUGGAGAGAUCCUGACACUGUUCCCGAAUGCUUGGUAUCCAGUCUCACGCAUUUUACUCUUGUGGGAUUUCAAGGCCUUGAAGUAGAGAUGGAUAUGUUGAAGUUUAUUUCAAAUCAUGCUCUGUUGCUGAAAGAAGUUGAUGUAAUACACUCAGCAACAAUUGAUGUAAUACAGUCUCCUGACUUGGGCCUUCGUCCCAAGAAAGAGUUCGAGUUGCUUGACAAGAUACUCAGGUCUUCUAGAUUGUCUCCAGCUUGUAAGAUCACCCUUUUCUGA